CGGUAGUAUUGACAACAUGUAUCAACACUUUAAAUAUUUAGCAAUAUUUGCAAUAAGUGUCUUACUAAUUUUAGAGUACAAAAGUAUUUCUUCAAUUUUUGUCAACAGUACGACAAGAAUAUGGCGACCUAACAAUUCUAUAAAAACAAUUCUCUAUUGGUCCCCCAUGUUUCGACAAAAGGACUACUACUUAGGUACCGGUCAAGAAAUUUUCGCACACUGCCAAUACAAAAACUGCAACGCAACCUACGACAGGAACUCCCUUCCAGUAGACCAAUACGACGCACUUAUUUUCCACGCACCAGACUACACCACAGCCCGGUACGGCAAACCCGAAAAACGCACCCCUAACCAGGUGUACAUUUUUGCCAAUCUUGAAUCUCCAGACCAAACACCGGUGGUAAUACGCGACUACAACGGUUUUUAUAACUGGACGAUAACCUAUCGAUCGGACUCAGAUAUAAUACGUCGGUACGGCCUGUACCGCAAACAGAACACUGGAUACACGGUACCAUCAGCUACGGAAAUUAGAAACAGAAAGAAAAAAAUCGCUUGGUUCGUGUCUCGGUGUCACGCUCGCAGCCAAAGAGAGAAACUUGUCGACCAGAUUAAGAAAGUGGUACCUGUGGAUGUCUACGGAUCGUGCGGUAAAUUGAAAUGUCCCGUGAAAAACAAAAACGAAUGUUACGACAUGAUGGAAAAAGAGUACAAGUUUUAUUUGUCGUUUGAAAACUCGGUUUGUGAAGACUACGUCACCGAGAAAAUGUACAACGUUUUGAAGAGGAAUGUAGUACCGAUUGUGUUUGGUGGUGCUAACUAUGAUGUUCUUGCGCCACCGAAGUCAGUGAUCAAUGUUUUGGAUUUUGAGUCGGUGAAGAAUUUGACGGAUUAUAUUAAGUACUUGGAUGCACGUCCUGAUGAGUACUUGAAGUACUUUGAGUGGAAGAAGAACUACGUUGUGGAUACGUCGCACAAAGAAGUUUUGUGUGAUCUGUGUAAGAAGCUUAACGAACCAAGAAAAACUAAAGUUUAUGGAAAUAUUUUCACGUGGUGGUUUGGUGAAAAUAUUAACAAAUGCUUUGACAAUGUUAUCUUGAAAAUAAUAUAGAAGUGUUACCUUGUGAAAUAGUAAACGGUUAGCCUUUGUAAACAGUUAAUUUAUGCAUAUUUUUCUAAGGUUGUCGACAAGGUGCAUUUCUAACUUGAAAAUAAUGCAGAUUUUUUUCUUAUGCCAUAUAAUCAUAUGUAAGUAACUUCGGAGAUGGUAGGAGACACAAUACCAAAAAUUACAAAAAUCUUGCAUUUUUUAACCCCUCCCAAAAAUGAUGACGUUAUCUAAACUGUCAUCUUUUCUUGACGUUUCAUGAUCCUAAAGUACGAAAAAAUUUUCAACUCAAAAAUUUACCCUUGAAUUAAAAUCAAAAUUCGUCAAAAAUGCAUUUUUAUCAUUUUAAACUGGAUUUACCGACCUAUUUAUAACUUUAUGAAACCACUGUUUGCAGUCGUAGAUAUGCAUUAUUAUAUCUCUGAAGUCUGACGUAUAAAUAGCAGAUAUUUUACUAAUCAGGAACUUUACGUCCGGUUAGUUCGAAAUGUAGCGUA
Messenger RNA from Zophobas morio, 1602 nucleotides. Its product is annotated as alpha-(1,3)-fucosyltransferase C-like. Bases 17 to 1108 code for a protein of 363 amino acids. Gene Ontology annotation, molecular function: fucosyltransferase activity. Gene Ontology annotation, cellular component: membrane. The transcript has a single exon. The record is from RefSeq and is a predicted model, not a curated record. Lineage: Eukaryota; Metazoa; Arthropoda; Insecta; Coleoptera; Tenebrionidae.